UAACGCACAAUUAAUGAAAUCCUUAGAGAAACUCUAGAUAGACGGUUACAAUAGUUUUCUUUUCAAUUAUCGGUUGCAUUAACAGGUGUUCACUCCAAGGUUUAAUUAAGUCGUUACAAUAUGGAUUUAUGGAAUCGAGUAAAGUUUGUGUCGAAGGCACUUCUUCGCUCAAAAUUACUUCUUGUUGCAUUUUUAAUAGUUAUGAACCUUGGCCUACUGUUCGUACUACAUGUAUACCCGGCCUCUUCUUUGAUAAAUUCAGCAGCCUAUGAGCUAGGAUUAAGCAAGCAUGGUCCUUUCCACAACCAAGUUAGUGAUGAUCCAAGUCGAUACACAUAUAUGGGACUUUUGACACUUCCUACUUCUGAUGAUGAUGUGUACUUCAACGCGACUAGAUUGCUGGUCUACCGGCUAAUUCAUCAUCCUGAAACAAAAAGCCAAUAUCCAGUUCAUAUACUUGUUAUGAAAGGAGUGGAUGAAUGGAAAAUUGAUCGCCUACGCAAAGAUGGUGCAAAUAUCAUUAUGGUGGAUCGAGUGCGAACAGAAGAUUUGGUAGAUGAAGGUCAAUCCAUUACUCCAGGUAGUAACCGGUAUGAGUAUAUGUUUACAAAACUGAGUGUUUUCGAACAGACUCAGUUCGAUAAGGUUUGCAUUUUAGACAGUGAUUUGCUUAUCCGAAAAAACAUUGACGAUAUUUUCCAAACACCAUACAGAUAUACAUCUCCAGAAGCACUGGAUACUAAUCGGCUUCCUUUGUUUCAAAAGCCCGAUGAUGAUGACGAUGAAGACUAUCAAUUUAUUGAUAAUUUCGAAUUGUACGGAAGCUCGAAGGAAGAGUUUUAUCCUUACUUGAUUGCUGCUUCAGAUGACCGUAACCCUGGUCAUCCUACUCCUCCCGAACCAUCAGACACAUUCAACGCGGGUCUGAUGCUUGUUCAUCCCAGCAAACUUCAUCUUCAUCGUAUAAAGAUGAUAGCUCGGUAUCCCUACAUGUAUGAAUAUGCUAGAAUGAUGGAGCAAAGUUUAUUGAAUUUAGCUUAUAAUGCAUAUGGAUGGUUCCCUUGGACAAGGAUUGACUUUUCCUAUAAUGGGGUUUGGAUUACAGAUGAAGAUCUGCCUUAUAUUCGCGCGGCUCAUGGGAAGUUUUGGGAGCACGACAAUCAAUUGUUUCCUUCUGUGUUGGCUGCAGAAUGGAGUCAAGCAUUUGGUGAAAUGACUGCCUUUUAUAAUUACGAGAGCGAGAACUAACUAUCUGAUACGAAGUUGUUCAUGGAAAAAUAUUAUUAAAUUUUUUUAAUAUCUUUUAUUUCUUUAUUAUGUCGACUCAAAUUUUUCGAUUCUCCGAUGCUGUUUUAACAUUUUUUCUCAUCUCAUUAAUGGCUUGGCUAUGUUUGCAUAUUUUAAUUAGCUAUUUAGAAAUUCUGUAGUGAAUAUUUUUACUAUAAUCAGAAUACUAUAUUUAUUUUUUUUUACUUUUUUUUUUUUACUUAUAGUGCUGGAAAGGUUAACUGAAUUUUUAUAGUUAUAGAUCCCGAU
Molecule: messenger RNA, 1536 nt
Organism: Schizosaccharomyces octosporus yFS286
Lineage: Eukaryota; Fungi; Ascomycota; Schizosaccharomycetes; Schizosaccharomycetales; Schizosaccharomycetaceae
Product: acetylglucosaminyltransferase
Exons: 1
Coding region: 121-1248 (375 amino acids)
Cellular component (GO): cytoplasm
Molecular function (GO): glycosyltransferase activity
Source: RefSeq, a predicted model, not a curated record